Molecule: messenger RNA, 3629 nt
Organism: Scleropages formosus (Asian bonytongue)
Lineage: Eukaryota; Metazoa; Chordata; Actinopteri; Osteoglossiformes; Osteoglossidae
Product: zinc finger FYVE domain-containing protein 1
Exons: 11
Coding region: 123-2117 (664 amino acids)
Biological process (GO): lipid droplet formation
Cellular component (GO): lipid droplet
Molecular function (GO): metal ion binding; phosphatidylinositol-3,4-bisphosphate binding; 1-phosphatidylinositol binding
Source: RefSeq, a predicted model, not a curated record
AUUGUGGGAGAGAAACAUGGGCGCUGCUCCCGUGCGCCGUGGCCGUUGUUACUGGGGGCCGUAGCCGUUCGCAGGGAGGGAGAGAGAGCGAGGCGGACAGCUAUGGUGUGAGGCGAAACAACAUGUCGGACCUGCUGCUGAAAGAGAUGGACGAAGUGCCGCUUUCUGAGCCGAAAAAAGCGGCCAGGGAGAAGGACGUCGUGGAGCCGGAGGAGGAGGAGGGGAACGGGCUGAGUUUCCUUCUGGUGGACGAGCAGGAGAACCUGCAGGUCCACGAUGAGACGGAAUUCCUAGAGAAGCUGUCCUGCGUCGAUGUCCCGAGCGUGAAGGUGCUGUCCAUCUUUGGCAACACUGGAGACGGAAAGUCCCACACACUAAACCACGUUCUCUUUGGAGGGAUGGAGGUGUUUCGCACCUCGAACCAGCAGACGUCCUGCACGGUCGGGGUGUGGGCAGCCUUUGACCCGGUCCUGAGGCUGGUGGUGCUGGACACAGAAGGUCUGCUGGGGGCAGCCAGCAACCAGAACCAGCGCAUGCGGCUGCUGCUGAAGGUGCUGGCGGUUUCGGAUGUGGUGGUGUACCGCACGCGUGCCGAGCGACUCCACAACGACAUGUUCCAGUUCCUGGGCAGCGCCUCGGGGGCCUACCUGCGCCACUUCACCCCGGAGCUGCGUGCCCUCUCUAGUCGCUGCGGCCUGGAGGUGCCCCUGUCCAGCCUGGGCCCUGCGGUCAUCAUCUUCCAGGAGACGUCCCGCACUCGCUUGCUGGGCCAGGACAGCAACGUCCCUGGGGAAGCGGAGAUCCUGCUGCAGAAGCGCUUUCAUGACCUGGGCCUUUGCACAGAGGCCUUCAGCUCAGUGCAAUAUGUGGGCACAGUAACCAUCACUCCACCCACUGACUACUCACAGCUGCUGGAGGCCAUCCGGCAGCAAGUGAGGAACACGGCGUCGCGCUCGGCGCGACAGCCCGCCAUCGUCUACAGUGCCCUGAAGGCCCUGAGUGAUAGAUUCUGUGGUGAGAUCUCUGACGAGAAGGUCAGCCUGUACUCCUUCUUCCCCGAUGAAUACUUCACCUGCUCCUCUAUCUGCCUCAGCUGCAGUGCACGCUGCAAGAACGGCAUGAACCACCAGAAGGAUGGUGUCCCCCACAUGGCUGAUGGUCUGUGCCAGUACACCCACCAAUACAACAACAAGGUGCUCAUCUGCAAGCGGUGCUAUGAAGCAGGCAGGGAGAUGAUUGUUGUCCCCAAGACCUCAGCCUCUUCAGACAGCCCCUGGAUUGGCCUAGCCAAGUAUGCGUGGUCAGGGUAUGUGCUGGAGUGCUCCAGCUGUGGGAUCAUCUACCGCAGCCGCCAGUACUGGCUUGGGAACCAAGACCCUGAGAGCAGUGUGGUGCGGCCCGAGGUCAAGCAUGUGUGGCCAGGGUCCGAGGCCUUCCUGACCGACCACCAAAACGCAGCUCAGCGGGUUCUGGACAGCAUGAACUUUGUCAUCCAGUCUGUGUCAGAGUACAGCACUGGCCCCACCAAAGCCGUCGCAGCCUGGCUCACUGACCAGGUGGCUCCACCAUACUGGAGACCCAAUGCUGAGAUCACUGCAUGUCAUGCAUGCAGGAAGCCCUUCGAGGAUACUGAGAGGAAGCACCACUGUCGUUCCUGCGGUGAAGGCUUCUGCCAGGCCUGCUCCACUCGCAGCAUGCCUGUGCCUGAGAGAGGGUGGGGCAGCACCCCGGUCCGAGUCUGUGACGCCUGUCACCGGCAGGGCGGAGCGGUCACUGUCAACCAGGUGACACAGGUGGAGCCACGUGGCCUGAUGGCUCGGAGGGUGACUGAGGUUGCCCAGUCCACCCUGGAGCUGAUGACAACUGCCGUGGACUACCCGCUGGGUUUCGUGAAGGGCGUGGCCAAGCCAGACUACUGGGUCCCUGACCAUGAGAUCCUGCAAUGCCACAACUGCAGGAAGGUCUUCACGCCUAACAUGUCAAAGCACCACUGCCGAGCAUGUGGUCAGGGCGUGUGCGGCCACUGCUCCACGCAGAGCCGUGCCGUGCCCUCUCGCGGCUGGGACCACCCAGUGCGAGUUUGCGACUGCUGCGCCAGCCACAAGGGUAGCCUGUAGCCUGUGGGAUCCACACUCGCAUCUCAUCUUUGCAUCUCGCAACCUGUGCCAAAAACCUACCUUAAAGUCUCAAAUUGCAGUCUCCCUGCUAGCCCCCCAGCUGUCGGUCAGUUCACGGUUUGGUGUGUAUGCAGUUGAAAGACAGCUAAGACAGCUUCAGAAUCAUUCAGCUAGGGCUGUGGGCAUUCUGUACGCAGUGGAGAGACAACCUGUAACUGGAGUCUCCUGCAUGGAGGAAAGGGCACAAGGUGAGGAGGAAAGGUUGAGUAUUCUGAGCCAGAAUGAGAGCCCACUUAUCCUGCACUGGUAGUCCACUGCCUACGGUGUAACUGCAGAAGGAAACCAGAGCUCCUGUGACCAUACUGUCUGUCUGCUCUUUAUUAAUGCUGUUUACUUAAAUGUUUUUAACAGUGUGACCUACAUAACCGUCUGUUCCACUGCAGGCUCUUAUCCCUGUACUGCUAUCAUAGGCAUCAUCUUCGCAUUCAACACACCCGCUAUGCUAACGCAUCUGGAAAGUAAGGAAAGCGACAGCUUCAUGUUCCACUGCGGGGUUCUUCAAACAGGCAGGUGUUAAGCUAAUUGACUUAUAUUCAGAGGUGAUGUGGGACACAGGAUGCGCCAUUUUAAACAGUCUGAUGGCUGCAGGGGAGUUUUUGAGAACGUUUCCUGUUUCUUGUAUUGGGAAAUGAGGAUAUAUUAGAAAUUGUAUCACAAUGUAAUGAACUUAAUGCAAAUUCCAGAGCGUGGUAAAGCAGAGACAGCAUGUCGUAUAUCAGAGUGUAAUACAAACUCAAUAUUUCUCUUGGCUGGGCAUUCCACUUUAUUCUGUGUAAUACCGCUUCAAGUUUUAUUGCCCUUCACUCUUGAAUCCUUGCAUAGUCAGAAUGAUUGAAUGUUUUAAAUUUUGUACAGCUCUCAAUUAUUUCUUGACAUUAAAAAAACACUAUGCAGAUCAUUAAUAGAACAUGAAAAACUCUUCUACCUCCAUGAUGCAUUUUUUUUAUUUCGGUAAUUUAGAACUGUCAGAAAGAAUGCAAAACUAACACCUUCUUCAAACUGAAAAUAAACUGUAGACAGUUGUUUUUAAUUAGUUGUUUAAUUAGGCAUAUUAAUAAAAGAAGAUUCAUAAUCCAAAGUGCUUGACACAUUGUGAGUCACAAGGCACAGUGCAGACCUUGGAAACCACAUUCACACUCGAGUUAUCGGUGAAACUCAUUACAACAGCAAGUUCCUAUAAUAUAUCACAGUUUUAAUUAGGUACUAAAUUAUGAGGGAUUGAAGAUAAUUUGGGACUCAAAAUGCUUUGAAAUACUGUGUUCUUAAAGCAUCAAAAAGGGAUAUUUCUGUGAGAUUAUAGAUUUGCAGAGCAGUUCUUUGACUGGAUGCAUAAGUGUUGUUCUUGUGUGUCAGUUCUAGCUGAUGUUAAAGCAGUGCUGCACUUUUACAGUGUAGGUAUUUUGCACUAGACAAUCUUUUCUAAUAGGUACUCAAUAAAGAAUAUUGAAGCCC